ACAUCCUCGCUAGGUGAGUUGUUUCUGCGGUCAGGUAGAGCUGCGCGGCUGGGUCGUCGCGGGAUUGUACUCUACGGCAGCGGCCCUCGCAGAGAGAGUCUGUGAAACCCUCGCUGCUAGUCCCUUCUACCACCAUUCACCAACAUGGCAACUCCAGUGGACAGCGGUGAUCAAAAUGAGAAUUCAAGGGAAGAAUCAACGAAAUGGACAAAAUCUCAGAUUUUCACACUGGUAUCUACAGCAUCAAUAAACUUCAGCUCCAUGGUUUGUUAUUCAAUUCUAGGACCUUUCUUUCCAAAAGAGGCAGAAAUUAAAGGAGUCAGCGCCAGUAUUGUUGGAAUGAUAUUUGGUUGCUUUUCUUUAUUCAAUUUAAUAUUUUCACUGAUAAUGGGAAAAUAUAUUGUGCAAAUUGGUGCAAAAUUUAUGUUUGUAACUGGUAUGUUUAUUUCCGGUUGCUGCACUAUUCUCUUUGGCUUACUGAAUUUGGCACCAGAUGGACCCAUAUUUAUUUCUUUGUGUUUCAUCGUAAGAUCAGUAGAUGCAAUUGGGUUUGCUGCAAGUUCCACUGCCUCGUUCUCUAUUCUUGCUGCAACUUUUCCAAACAAUGUUGCUACAGUCUUGGGAUCUCUGGAAGUAUUCACCGGACUUGGCCUAUCACUGGGUCCACCAAUUGGAGGCUAUUUGUAUCAAUUAUUUGGAUAUCAGAUUCCUUUUGUUAUGCUGGGAUGUGUGGUUUUAUUAAUGCUACCUUUGAACAUGUGCAUUUUACCAAGAUGCGAUGGAGUUGCCAGUAAUUCCAGUUUAUGGAAGCUGAUUUUAAUCCCUAAAGUAACUUUAAUGUCCAUGAUUAUAUUUUCCAUAAGUUCAUGUAUUGGAUUCCUGGAUCCCACAAUAUCACUGUUUGUUAUUGAUAAGUUCAAAUUAAGUACUGGAUUUGUGGGACUGGUAUUCCUGGGGCAUUCUGUGACUUAUGCAGUAUCUGCCCCACUUCUUGGAUAUCUGUCUGAUAAAGUACCUAGAAUUAGAACAGGGCUGGUGUUUGUUGGAAGUUGGAUGAUUGCAUUGAGCUUUCUGUUAUUGGGGCCAGCACCCAUUUUUCACAUUAAGAGCCAGCUGUGGUUGUUUAUUUUAAUGCUGAUGGUAACUGGGUUUUCACUUAGUUUGUGUGGCAUUCCCCUUUUUCCAGAAGUCAUUACCUGUGCUUAUGAAAAUGGAUUUGACGAAGGACUAGGCACUUUAGGUUUAGUGUCUGGAUUAUUUGGAGCAUUUUGGUGUCUUGGAUCAUUUGUAGGACCAACACUGGGCGGAUACUUGUAUGACAGAUUAGAUUUUGAGUGGGCUGCAGCUGUGCAAGGAGGUUUUCCAUUUCUCUUUGGUACGUUAUUGGGUGUGUACUUAAUAGUGGAAAAGGUGCGCAAAAGGUCACAUUCUGGGAGCAACACAGAAGAAGAAGCAGAACAACUAUUAUCAAAUUGAAUGUGGAAGCUUUGAAUAUUUACAUGCACUACAGUCUUUCUGGAGAUCAUUUUUUAAUUAUUAGGAUAUCCACAAACCGACAUAGUGAGCAACUUCACGUGUUUGGACUAUUUACAUUGCUUGUUAUUUCUUCUAUUUGAUAAUUAAAUUUAAAUAUUUUA
Molecule: messenger RNA, 1637 nt
Organism: Mobula hypostoma (lesser devil ray)
Lineage: Eukaryota; Metazoa; Chordata; Chondrichthyes; Myliobatiformes; Myliobatidae
Gene: slc18b1
Product: solute carrier family 18 member B1
Exons: 14
Coding region: 145-1476 (443 amino acids)
Biological process (GO): transmembrane transport
Molecular function (GO): transmembrane transporter activity
Source: RefSeq, a predicted model, not a curated record